AUGGAACUGACAACACUUCUCGAACGUAGAAUGCGGGGUGAUCUUAUUGAAGCAUACAAGAUUAUUAACGGACAUGUUAACUAUGGCCAUCAAAUGUUUAACCAUAAUUUGCAUUAUAAUACUCGUAAUUUAUGCAAUGUAUCAUCCUGUAGGACCAGAUUUGCGUUAGAUUGUUUUAGCGUAAGAGUAAUUAAGUAUUGGAACAAUUUACCAAACUCUGUUAAGUAUGCACCUAGUGUAAACGCCUUUAAGGCAGGACUUGAUGAUCUAAAAAGUUAUAACCCGGAUUCUCGUCACGGAUAUUGGUAUUUAUCGCAAGAAAUCUUUAACAGAAUUCCGGAUAAGAAUGACCAUGUUACUUAUCUUAAAUUGCAUCCAGAGGUUGCUAUGCGAAGACGUAUUUCUUGUUUCUAAUUUUUAAUAAUUGUAAUAUAUAUUACUGUAAGAUUUAUAUUUCUGUAAUUUUCUUAGAUGCAUGAGUUGCCCAGAGAGGCAUAAUUAAAUCUUAUCUUAUCUUAUCUUAUCUUAUCUUAUCUUAUCUUAUCUUAUCUGCAAAGUAGGACUUUAAUAGACCCCGCACGAGACAACACGAUAACACCAGGCCCGCCAAGAGCGAGGAGGACAGUGGGGAACCCUAGAUACGAAUAGGAAACUAUCUAACAGUGGGGGAACACUGGAUAAGACGAGAAGCAAAAAUAAGACUACACACUGGGCUAGUGGAAAACAUCUAGCUCCAAGCCGUUUAUACUGGCUCAGUCAUGUCUCGAGAUAAUGAAGCAGUAAAAGCAUUAAUGUAUGGUAAACACUGAGGUAAACACUGAUCAUUGAAGAACUGGGCAUCCUGAACUACGGUUCAAAGACAAGUGCAUCAAAAACGGGGUGCACAUGCAAGACAAGUGCUUGAAAAAGUGGUUGUUUCACUGAUAAAUUGAGAAAGACGAAAGAGAAGCUAGAAAGAAAAGAGCUCUAACAAGGUGUGUGUGUGUGAAAAGAUGAACGCAAAGUGAAUGAUAACAGACAGAAACGGAAACAUUAAAGAUUCUGUCUUGCUGUGUAUACAUUUGGUGAGUUUGAAUAUUCGAAAACACAUUUAAAUAUAACGCCGCGGUAAAUAUAGAAAUAACUUCAUAUCCAUUAUAUGAUCGAGAGUACAAUAUUUCAAUGCAGAUAUCGGCAUGAGCAAAAUAAAACAACACUGCAAUAUAACACUGCAAAAAGACUCGCAAUCUUCACGAUAAGUCAGCAUAAUUUCUUAAGGAACGUCUGUCACAAUUUCUAGCUAAUGAAUAGUUUGGGGGCAAUCAAUAGUUACUUUUCUCCAGUCAAUUACGCGCCAGUGUUCUUUCUAACUGCGCGCAAUCAACACUUAUUGCGCAUACCUAAUUAAUGUGCAUAAACUGCCCAUUGCCCGAGCAAAAGAGAUAUUGGUCCAGUGUUACAACAAAAAGACACCGCAAUACGAGGAAAAAAACUAUGGUUUCUGAAAGCACUUUUUCUCACAUGUAACUGAAUUGAAACUACGAUCAGACAAACGCAUUAACUAUAUAGACUUGGUACAAGUCGACUCACAUUCUACUUAUUAUAUAUUAUUUAGCUCACUCCCCCUUGGGGCUUUUCAGUGACAGAUUACAUCAAGUAUUACGUUUACUUAUAUUACCUAUUUGGCUACUUAGCUUGGACUAUUUAUCUUUACAACAAUUGUGAUGUCACUUUCCUAAUUUUGUUUAUCCUAACCCGCCCUGUCAACUUUCCUUGUGGGAGGAAACCGGAGCACUCGCGGAGAAAAAAUGAGUCUUUUCACAUAAGUCCGUAGUGAGAAUCGAAGCCACGAACUCAAAGGUAAAAGACGCUGGUUCUGAUGACAGCGAGUGAGCAGAUAAAACAACUGGGUCGCACUUGAGCUUAAACCUCAUAAUACGAGUCAACGCAAGUCUACACUAACAACUGAGCAAUGCCUUGCGCAAUCAUGCGUAAUCAAUCAAAUGGUUAUUCCCUACGCUCCUAUUAGAAGCGGCGUAAUUGCUAAUUGCCUCGAGAACAUAGAAACCAUAUCGCCCCCGGACAUACUGAUAUCCAUUCAUAAAACAUCGACGGCAAAUAUUCACAAUCCUUUUAAAUCGAAACAAAAAUUAAUUGCAGCGCGUUCGCUUCAUGUAAUUGUGCAUUAGAAGAAUUAGCGAUAUAGCGAUCCCAUAUAUACAUAAUAGCGAAAUGCGUAAUUCGAAAAUACAUCUGCCGCUCAGAACUGUAUUUAAUGUGGGAGUUCUGAUCUGAUCUCGCCAGAACGACACAGGCGGAGUUUAAGAACAGCACUGUACUUGAACGAACAGGAAUCGAAAUAAAAUACAAUAAAAGGUAAGAAAUGUUUGUAAGAAGUUAAAAUCGCCUUGACCGUAUUGCAAGUGUAUUGAGAGCCAGGUGGCGGCUUUAGUAUUUCACUUUAGUCACAUCAUCGAAUGUGUAAACUUGACCUCAACUACAGAGAGUCAAUAGUUUCCUUAAUGUAGUGCCACUGCAGUUUACCAAACAAUGCAGGUUUUCCCCAGAAACUCUGAACCGAGAAGAGAUGAUCCUUACUGGACCUCCAGGGAACACUGUUUAGAACUGAUAGAGCUAUGCAAUAUCAAUAAAUUUAGGCUAGUUUAGACUAUGUCAGCCAAAAGAGGGAUGGCUCUUACUGGACCUCUACGAGAACAGUUUAGAACUGAUAGAGCUAUGCAAUAUAAAUAAAUUUACGCUAGUUUAGACUAUGUCAGCCAAAAGAGGAAUGGUCUUGCUGGACCUCUUAGGAGAACAGUUUAGAACUGAUAGAGCUGUGCACCAUAAAUAAAUUUAGGCUAGUUUAGACUAUGUCAGCCAAAAGAGGAAUGGUCUUGCUGGACCUCUUAGGAGAACAGUUUAGAACUGAUAGAGCUGUGCACUAUAAAUAAAUUUAGGCUAGUUUAGACUAUGUCAGCCAAAAGAGGAAUGGCUCUUACUGGACCUCUACGAGAACAGUUUAGAAUUGAUAGAGCUGUGCACUAUAAAUAAAUUUAGGCUAGUUUAGAAUAUGCCAGCCAAAAGAGGAAUGGCUCUUACUGGACCUCUACGAGAACAGUUUAGAACUGAUAGAGCUGUGCACUAUAAAUAAAUUUAGGCUAGUUUAGACUAUGCCAGCCAAAAGAGGAAUGGCUCUUACUGGACCUCUACGAGAACAGUUUAGAACUGAUAGAGCUGUGCACUAUAAAUAAAUUUAGGCUAGUUUAGACUAUGUCAGCCAAAAAAGGAAUGGUCUUGCUGGACCUCUACGAGAACAGUUUAGAACUGAUAGAGCUGUGCACUAUAAAUAAAUUUAGGCUAGUUUAGAAUAUGCCAGCCAAAAGAGGAAUGGCUCUUACUGGACCUCUACGAGAACAGUUUAGAACUGAUAGAGCUGUGCACUAUAAAUAAAUUAGGCUGGUUUAGACCUGUCGUCUUUCAAAAUGCUCACUGGACCUCUACGAGAACAGUUUAGAACUGAUAGAGCUGUGCAAUAUAAAUAAAUUUAGGCUAGUUUAGACUAUGUCAGCCAAAAGAGGAAUGGCUCUUACUGGACCUCUACGAGAACAGUUUAGAACUGAUAGAGCUGUGCACUAUAAAUAAAUUUAGGCUAGUUUAGAAUAUGCCAGCCAAAAGAGGAAUGGCUCUUACUGGACCUCUACGAGAACAGUUUAGAACUGAUAGAGCUGUGCACUAUAAAUAAAUUUAGGCUAGUUUAGACUAUGCCAGCCAAAAGAGGAAUGGCUCUUACUGGACCUCUACGAGAACAGUUUAGAACUGAUAGAGCUGUGCACUAUAAAUAAAUUUAGGCUAGUUUAGACUAUGCCGGGCAAAAAGAGGGAUGGCUCUUACUGGACCUCUACGAGAACAGUUUAGAACUGAUAGAGCUAUGCCUAUAUGCAAUAUAAAUAAAGAUCGUUUAGAUUAUGCUGGGCCAAAAGACAGGAAUGGCUCUUGCUGGACCUCUUAGGAGAACAGUUUAGAACUGAUAGAGCUAUCAAUAUAUAAAUACAGUUAGGCUAGUUUAGACUAUGCCAGGCCAAAAGAGGGAUGGCUCUUGCUGGACCUCUACGAGAACAGUUUAGAACUGAUAGAGCUAUGCCUAUAUGCAAUAUAAAUAAAGAUCGUUUAGAUUAUGCUGGGCCAAAAGACAGGAAUGGCUCUUGCUGGACCUCUUAGGAGAACAGUUUAGAACUGAUAGAGCUAUGCCUUUAUGCAAUAUAAAUAAAGAUCGUUUAGACUAUGCUGGGCCAAAAGAGAGGAAUGGUUGUUGCUGGAUCUCUUAGGAGAACAGUUUAGAACUGAUAGAGCUAUGCCUUUGCCUAUGCCUAUGCAAUAUAAAUAAAGAUCGUUUAGACUAUGCUGGGCUAAAAAAGGAAUGGUUCUUGCUAGACCUCUUACGAGAACAGUUACGAAUUCAUAGAGCUAUCCAGUAGAAAUAAAGUUAGUUUCGGACUAUAUAAAAAUCUACGUUGAUAUCAAAUCUACUUUGUUUUCUAGAUAUUAAUUAUGAAUAAAAAACUCACCAAUACACUACUCGUCACCAUUCUUCUAUCUUUCACUCUGAUACCUCACGGACACUCGCUCCAAGCAGAUGUUCAACGCGACACGAUGACGUCAAAGCCUAGUGUUGAGUCUCCACGCGGACGGUGGGUUGCGAGGUUGAUCUACGAAUGGAAAAGCAACAUGAACGAUAGAAGAGCGAAGAGACGUUGUGGACCACGAAUGACAGGAUCAUGGUCUACAUGCUUGUGAAACUCUGCCAUGAAUUUAACACACAUACAUUCUACUAAAUAAAAGUAUUUUAAACACUCUAACGCUAGAUUAAAUCUGGGAAAAUACCGAAUGAAUCCUUGUUGUAUUAAUAUAUGCAUUAAACUUAGAAUGAGCCAAGUGCUGUAUGUAAUAAAAAUAUUUCUGUUCUACUACAGACAUAAAUAAAAACACUUAAUUUGUAUUUGUUAAAUUGAAAAAACGAGAAAGUAUCGCGGAAAAUGAGAACACUUUUUCCGCCUCGUGCAAGUUGAAAGCUGCAUGUGCGUGUACAUCUUUAAACGUGGUGGUCCAGUGUAGGUAUAGUAUUUUUCAAUAAGCUGUCGUGGUUUGUGUCUGUGUACUAUUCUACAAUAAGCUGUCGUGGUUUGUGUCUGAACUAUACCUAUAAAAGAUAUCUCAAACGUGGUGGUCCAGUGUAGGUAGUAUUCUACAAUAAGCUGUCGUGGUUUGUGUCUGAACUACCUGAAAAAGAUAUCUCAAACGUGGUGGUCCAGUGUAGGUAGUAUUCUACAAUAAGUUGUCGUGGUUUGUGUCUGAAGUACCUGAAAAAGAUAUCUCAAACGUGGUGGUCCAGUGUAGGUAGUAUUCUACAAUAAGCUGUCGUGGUUUGUGUCUGAACUACCUGAAAAAGAUAUCUCAAACGUGGUGGUCCAGUGUAGGUAGUAUUCUACAUUAAGCUGUUGUAGUUUGUGUCUGAACUACAUGAAAAAGAUAUCUCAAACGUGGUGGUUCAGUGUAGGUAGUAUUCUACAAUAAGCUGUCGUGGUUUGUGUCUCAACCACUGAUCUAAUUAAAAAAGAUAUCUCAAACGUGGUGGUCCAGUGUAGGUAGAAUUCUACAAUAAGAUGUCGUGGUUUGUGUCUGAACUACCUGAAAAAGAUUAAAAACACUUCAAAGAAAGUUCCCUCAUUGGGAGGUUAGUAUAUAUAAGUCAGUUAAUGAAGAAGUUGUUUUAGUCAUUCUUGCUAACUCAUUGAGAUGAUCUGAUUUUCUGUCUACACGGUUUACAAAAUCAAUGUUAAACAUUAAUAAAACUACAUUUGACAAGAAAUCAACAAAGUCAAAUAAAAGAGGAAGUUAUUUUGUCAAAUACAUCUGUGACAGGAAGGCCAAGCGCGGCAUUUCUUUUCAUGUAAAUGUUACAUGGCCACACCUGCCUCGAGAGUCUUGCACCUGCCGCUAUAUCUUCCCAACGAAAUAUUCGAGACUCUGAACUGCCUGAAAACGAUAUCUCAAACGUGAGGUUCCAGUAUAGGUAUAGUAUUUCAAACGUAGGGGAGUAGUGCAGACAAUAUUCGACAAUAAGCUGCCAUCAUUUGCAUUUUGACAUACCCCAACGGUAACUUAAAAUUGGUAAUAAUUCUGCAAUUACAAAUCUUUACCGAAAGUCACAGAACACGGUAUAGCUUAUUCUAGAAUAUCAUCUAUACAUUGGUACCUCACGUUUGAGAUACCUCAGUAUACACAAUGUGAAACCAAGACAGCCUAUUGUAGAAUACUUUGUGUAGGUAAUGACGAUAAUAAGGAAACUGUGGAUUGGUAGGGAUAAAAGGGACAAGGGGAACUUUUGUCUGUGUUUCAGGUCAUUGUAGAAUACUACCUAUACACUGAAGCCCUGAGAUAUCUUCAAAAACACAUCAUGCUGUUUAUUUUAUUAUAUUAAAAACUUCCCCCAGACGUUUCCAGGGUACGAAAGGAAACGCAAAUCAAAUAAAACGCUUGGUUGAACUUAAACUAUCGAAUUAAAUUAAAAAUGAAGAGAAAUGCCAAUAACAUGAGUGACAUUACCUAAGCUUGAAAUUAUUAAUGUUUGCUUUGAUGUUUGUUUUAAAGCAGUCAGCAUUUCUGUAGCUCUUAUAAAAGACCUAAAGUGUGUUUAUUGCGAUCACACCCUUGGGAUAACAUUUGGAAGAAACCACAGAACAUUGAUCAACAUUUUCAAUCCAUUUUCAGUUUGAAACAGUAAGUAGUUUUCUUUUCUCAAACGUUCUCAUAAUGCUUUGUGUGUUUUAUGAGAUUAGUUAAGACGGUUCGUAACUUAAUCAUGUAUACGUUUUCAAUUUUCACUAUAUUGUUCAAAGAUUAAUUCAUAUUGUUAGUAACGGUUACAAAAUAUGAAUGCUUAUCACUGAAUAUACCCCGUUAUUAUCAUUGAAUAUGACCCUUUAUUAACAUUAUUAAACGUUUCCUAUGAUACUAAUUUAGUCUAAUACGAAAGUUAUUUACAUGCUCCUUUCAAAAAUUGGUUUUAGCUACCGUAUUUGUGUGAUCUGAAAGAGAUUAAAAACACCUCGAGGUUUAGUAUCGAGUUUCAAAGUUAGGAUCCUUUCCAUCAAAGCCAUUCGUCAGGCUAAUAUACCGCUAACUAUAAUUCCUGACCAAGCGCACUCCGCUGCCGCAAACCUCCAGGCACAGUGCCUUCUCUAGAAACGUCGAAAUGUUCGUACACAUUCUCAGGUAGUUCAGACACAAACCACGGCAGAUUAUUGUAGAAUACUACCUACAUGCACUGGACCACCACGUUUGAGAUAUCUUUUUCAGGUAGUUCAGACACAAACCACGACAGCUUAUUGUAGAAUACUACCUACACUGGACCACCACGUUUGAGAUAUAUUUUUCAGGUAGUUCACACACAAACCACGGCAGAUUAUUGUAGAAUACUACCUACACUGGACCACCACGUUUGAGAUAUCUUUUUCAGGUAGUUCAGACACAAACCACGACAGCUUAUUGAAUAAAAUGUUAACUAUAUUCGGAGUGUCUAUUGUUUUGUUCUUUUUAAAAUUAUUGUAGAAUACUACCUACACUGGACCACCACGUUUGAGAUAUCUUUUUCAGGUAGUUCAGACACAAACCACGACAGAUUAUUGCCCCCGCAGGGUUUUGGCCCCAGAGGGCCAAAACCCGAGGAGGCAUAUAUUGAAGUCCCCGGACGUAAUAGUGUAAUAUGAUAUCAGUGUAUACAUACGGUGUAUACCAGAGGCAGAGAAAUUUAAGUUUUUAGGUUUUCGCCCGCAAAGCAUUGGUGGGUAAUAUCAAUGCUUUGCGGGUAAUAUCGCAAAACAUUGGGGGUAUUGAAGUCCCCGCACAUAAUAUGAUAUAAGUUGAUGCAAAUAUAAAUCAAGCAUGAAUUGUUAAAGCUAUCAAGAUUAGAAGCAAUUAGUUUAUAUAUUACAGUAAAAGGCCACAAGUUUAAAAGGUGAGGGUUCAAAUUUUAUUAUAAAAAGCAAGUAAAUUAUUGGCGUAGUGCCGUAGCUGCGCAAGUUUAAAAGGUGAGGGUUCAAAGGUUGCGUUGCUUUCUGUAAGAAUUAUUAUUCGCUUGGGUCAACACCUUGUCAAACGGCAUUUUAUUUCUGUGGUCUGUUUUACGUGUCUAUUAAUUAAUAGACUUGUGAGGUACGUUGUUACUAUCAUUUGUUGGUGAAGGAGUUGAUCCGUCAAAUAACGAAAACAGUAACGCAAAUUAAAAACUCCGUCUAUCAAGAUUCUAUCAAGUAUCAACUAUACGAUUUUUCAGACACAUUAAUCAAAACAGGAACCAAAAGACUUGGUUCACACAUCAGUCAGUCAAAAACAAAUACAAAUAUAAAAAAUUGAGCAAAUCUUAACACACAAUGGUCACAUUAUAAACGUUUGUAACAAGGGACUCAUAUAGUCAUUGUUCCAUUAUAUUGAAAAGCGCCAUUCCUUCAGCCGGAUAGACGCACACGGAUCAAGUUACACGUGGUUCACUUUUAAAGUUCGUCCAAUUUUAUCAAUCUUCUAAGCGUUUUGAAAGAAAGCCAAAAAGUAGUAAUAACAUUUUGUAAAUUACCAUAAGGCAUGAUCAUUUUUAAUUUUUAAUAACAGCUAGUUAGUACACCAUGAUCAGCCGGGGGCAGUUUUAGUGUAAACUAUUUCUAGUUGUAGAAUACUAACUACACUGGACCACCACGUUUGAGAUAUCUUUUUCAGGUAGUUCAGACACAAAGCACCUACUGUACACUGGAUACCCAGAUUGUGUAUAAGUAAGUUUAGUCUUCUACACUGAAUCCAAGAUUAAAUAAAAAUUUUCUCGUAUACAGAACCCAAAUGGCUGGCUAUCGAGUUAUCUUAUUCGCUCUUUUGGCAAUUACUGUAUUAUCCAUCUCAGAAAUCCAGGCUCGUCCUCGACUAACACGUGACGUGUUGGCUGAAUUUGAGAAUAGCUAUGACGCCAUGAAUAAAAACGAAGAAUUGUCCAACUUUCCGAACGAUUACGAAGACGAGGCGAAUGAUUACGAAGACGAGGCGAACGAUUACGAAAACAUCCCGAAAGCAGCUGGGUGUAACACGCCAAUGGGUGGAUGGUUUUGUUAA
Messenger RNA from Paramuricea clavata, 9132 nucleotides. The record is from the annotation of a GenBank genome assembly. NCBI's taxonomy places the organism in Eukaryota, Metazoa, Cnidaria, Anthozoa, Malacalcyonacea, Plexauridae.